Molecule: messenger RNA, 8247 nt
Organism: Phyllostomus discolor (pale spear-nosed bat)
Lineage: Eukaryota; Metazoa; Chordata; Mammalia; Chiroptera; Phyllostomidae
Gene: DOT1L
Product: DOT1 like histone lysine methyltransferase
Exons: 29
Coding region: 276-5474 (1732 amino acids)
Biological process (GO): DNA repair; heterochromatin formation; regulation of transcription regulatory region DNA binding
Cellular component (GO): nucleus
Molecular function (GO): histone H3K79 methyltransferase activity
Source: RefSeq, a predicted model, not a curated record
UGGUUCGGCCCGGUCCUGGGCUCAUUGUGCUCGCCUCACGCCGGCCCAAGAUGGCGGCGGCGCUGGAGGCCCCGGUCCUGUGACCACAAAGAGGGAGCCGGGGCCCGGACGGGAGCGCGGCGGCAGCGGCGGCGGCUGCGGCCGAGGCCCAGGCCAGGCCCCCUCCCCUCAGCCUCCCGCCCGCCCUCCUUCACUCCUGCCCCGCCCCCGCCGGCGGCGCCCCGCCCCUCCCCCAACCGCCCGACUAGCAUGGUGCGACUGCCGCGCGCGCCGACAUGGGGGAGAAGCUGGAGCUGAGGCUCAAGUCGCCCGUGGGGGCCGAGCCCGCCGUCUACCCGUGGCCGCUGCCGGUCUACGACAAACACCAUGAUGCUGCUCAUGAAAUCAUUGAGACCAUCCGAUGGGUCUGUGAGGAAAUCCCAGACCUCAAGCUUGCUAUGGAGAAUUAUGUCCUAAUUGACUAUGACACCAAAAGCUUUGAAAGCAUGCAGAGGCUCUGUGACAAGUACAACCGGGCCAUUGACAGCAUCCACCAGUUGUGGAAGGGAACCACACAGCCUAUGAAGCUGAACACGCGGCCAUCCAACGGGCUCCUGCGGCACAUCCUGCAGCAGGUUUACAACCACUCAGUGACGGACCCUGAGAAGCUCAACAACUACGAGCCCUUCUCCCCAGAGGUGUAUGGGGAGACCUCCUUCGACCUGGUCGCGCAGAUGAUUGACGAAAUCAAGAUGACAGAGGAUGACCUAUUUGUGGACCUGGGAAGUGGAGUGGGCCAGGUCGUGCUGCAGGUCGCGGCAGCCACCAACUGCAAACAUCACUACGGAGUCGAGAAAGCUGACAUCCCAGCCAAGUACGCGGAGACCAUGGACCGAGAGUUCAGGAAGUGGAUGAAAUGGUAUGGAAAAAAGCAUGCAGAAUACACACUGGAAAGAGGUGAUUUCCUCUCGGAGGAGUGGAGAGAGCGGAUCGCCAACACAAGUGUUAUAUUUGUGAAUAACUUUGCCUUUGGUCCUGAGGUGGAUCACCAGCUGAAGGAGCGAUUUGCAAAUAUGAAGGAAGGUGGCAGAAUUGUGUCCUCGAAGCCCUUUGCUCCUCUGAACUUCAGAAUAAACAGUAGAAACUUGAGUGACAUCGGCACCAUCAUGCGCGUCGUGGAGCUCUCGCCCCUGAAGGGCUCAGUGUCGUGGACGGGGAAGCCCGUCUCCUACUACCUGCACACCAUUGACCGCACCAUACUUGAAAACUACUUUUCUAGUUUGAAAAAUCCAAAACUCAGGGAGGAACAAGAGGCAGCUCGGCGCCGGCAGCAGCGAGAAAAUAAGAGUAAUACAACCACCCCCACGAAGGUGCCCGAGAGCAAGGCAGCUGUGCCUGCAGACACCUCUGUGGAUUCUGGUGCUGAGGAAGAGAAAGCAGCGACAACCGCUAUCAAGAAGCCGUCCCCUUCCAAAGCACGGAAGAAGAAACUGAACAAGAAGGGACGGAAGCUGGCUGGCCGGAAGCGUGGACGUCCGAAGAAGAUGAGCACUGCGAACCCCGAGCGUAAGCCCAAGAAGAACCCUACUGCACUGGACCUGCUGCACGCCCAGACUGUGUCCCAGACGGCCGCACCCUCACCGCAGGAUGCGUACAAGUCACCUCAAAGUCCGUUUUAUCAGCUACCUCCCAGCGUGCAGCGGCAGCCCCCUGACCAACUGCUGCUGGCACCCACCCCACCCGCACUGCAGAAGCUGCUAGAGUCCUUCAAGAUCCAGUACCUGCAGUUCCUAGCAUACACGAAGACCCCUCAGUACAAGGCCAGCCUGCAGCAGCUGCUGGACCAGGAGAAGGAGAAGAAUGCCCGGUUGCUGGGGGCCGCACAGCAGCUAUUUGGCCACUGUCAAGCCCAGAAAGAAGAAAUAAAGAGACUCUUCCAGCAGAAACUGGAUGAGUUGGGAGUGAAGGCUCUGACCUACAGUGACCUGAUCCAAGCGCAGAAGGAGAUCUCAGCUCACAACCAGCAGCUCCGAGAGCAGACAGAGCAGCUGGAGAAGGACAACAGGGAGCUAAGGAGCCAGAGCCUGCAGCUGCUGAAGGCUCGGUGUGAGGAACUGAAGCUGGACUGGUCCACACUGUCGCUGGAAAACCUGCUGAAGGAGAAGCAGGCCCUGAAGAGCCAGAUCUCUGAAAAACAGAGGCACUGUCUAGAGCUGCAGAUAAGCAUUGUGGAGCUGGAAAAGAGCCAGCGGCAGCAGGAACUCCUACAGCUCAAGUCCUGCGUGCCACCAGACGACUCCACGUCUUUGCACCUGCGAGGGAAAGGUGGCCUGGGCCGGGAACUGGAGGCGGAGCCUGGUCGGCUGCACCUUGAGCUAGACUGCUCUAAGUUCUCACUGCCCCACUUCAGUAGCAUGAGCCCAGAGCUCUCCAUGAAUGGCCACGUGGCCGGCUAUGAGCUCUGCAACACGCUGAGCCGGCCCUCAUCCAAACAGAACACCCCCCAGUACUUGGCCUCCCCACUGGACCAGGAGGUUGUGCCCUGUACCCCCAGCCAUAGCAGCCGGCCCCGGCUUGAGAAACUGUCUGGCUUGGCCUUGCCAGACUACACCAGGCUCUCCCCAGCCAAGCUGGUGCUGAGACGCCACCUAAGUCAGGACCACACAGCCAGUGUCAAGGCAUCUGCUGGCGAGCUGCAUCCACGAGCUGAGCACACCAAGGAGAAUGGCCUUCCGUACCAGAGUCCAGGCCUCACCAACGGCAUCAAGCUGAGCCCUCAGGAUCCACAGCCCUCAUCCCCCAUGGCCUUACAGAUGACAGGAGAAAAGGGCAGUGAGAAGGGUCUGAAGGAGCGCACCUACGCCAGCAGCGGUGAGGCCAUCACCAGCCUACCUGUCAGCAUCCCACUCAGUACUGUGCAGCCCAGCAAGCUGCCCGUCAGCAUCCCCCUGGCCAGCGUGGUAUUGCCCAGCCGCGCCGAGAAGGUGAGAAGCACCCCCAGCCCUGUGCCUCAGACCCGAGAGUCCUCAUCCACACUUGAAAAGCAGAUGGGUGCUAAUGGCCAUGGUGCUGGGAGCAACGCUGCUGGAAGCAAAGGCCUCGCCCUGGCCCCCACAGCAGGUUUCUCCUACACUGGCUCAGUGGCCAUCAGUGGGGCCCUGGCAGGCAGCCCAGCCCCGCUUGCUGCUGGAGCUGAGCCCUCUGCCUUCGAUGAGUCCUCCAGUUCGGGGAGCCUCUUCACUACCAUGAGCUCCCGCAGCUCCACCCCACAGCACCAUCAACUACUAGUGCAGCCCCGGAACUCCGGUCCGGCCUCACCGACUCACCAGCUCUGUGUUAGCCCCCGGCUGAGUGCUGCCCAGGGCCCACUCCCUGAUUCCAGCAAAGGAGACCUUCCCCCUGAGGCUGGCUUCUCAGAUCCAGAGAACGAGGCCAAGAGGAGGAUCAUCUUCACCAUCUCAGCUGGUGCUGGCAGCGCCAAGCAGUCGCCUUCUAACAAGCACAGCCCUCUGCCAGGGGGCGCCCGCGGAGACAGCAGCCAGAGCCAUGGACAGGACAGCCGAAAGCGGGGCAGGAGGAAGCGGGCAUCAGCAGGGACUCCUAGCCUGAGCUCGGGUGUGUCCCCCAAGCGCCGGGCCUUGCCAUCUGUCGCCGGUCUCUUCACACAGUCUUCAGGGUCCCCCCUCAACCUGAACUCCAUGGUCAACAACAUUAACCAGCCUUUGGAAAUCACAGCCAUCUCGUCCCCUGAGAGCUCCCUGAAGAGCUCCCCUGUCCCUUACCAGGACAAUGACCAGCCGCCCGUGCUCAAGAAGGAGAAGCCCCUGAGCCAAACCAAUGGGGCCCACUACUCCCCACUGACCUCCGACGAGGAGCCGGGCUCUGAGGACGAGCAAGGCAGCACCAGAAUUGAGAGAAAAAUUGCAACUAUCUCCUUAGAAAGCAAAUCUCCUCCGAAAACCUUAGAAAAUGGUGGCAGUCUGAUAGGAAGGAAGCCGGUGCCCUCCAGCGAGCCCAUCAACAGCAGCAAGUGGAAGUCCACCUUCUCGCCCAUCGCCGACCUCAGCCUGGCCAAGGCUGCCGACAGCCCACUACAGGCCAGCUCCGCUCUGAGCCAGAACUCCCUGUUCGCUUUCCGGCCCGCCCUAGAGGAGCUUGGCUCAGUUGAUGCCAAGCUGGCCGCCCACCCCAGGAAGAGCUUCCCGGGUGCACUGUCAGGGGCUGGCGGGCUGAGUCCCGUCAGCAACCCUCCCAACGGCUUUGCCUUCAGCGGGGGCCUGGCUGCCGACCUCAGUUUACACAGCUUCAGUGAUGGUGCUUCUCUCCCCCACAAGGCCCCUGAGGCGGCCAGCCUGGGUGCCCCCCUGAGCUUUUCCGCCCCUAGAGGCAAGGAGGGCAGCACAGAGCCUGGCACCUUUGUGAACAAGAGGCAGCUGGAUGUAUUGGGUGGCCCAAAAGGCGAGGGGGUCAAGGGCAGGGAGGCAGAGGGGGGCCUGCCCAUGUGCACACCCUCAGACAAGGCCUCGUCGCAUGGCAAGGUGGGCAAGGGCCGGGACCGUGAGCCUGACUUCAAGAAUGGCCACAAUCUCUUCAUUUCCGCGGCUGCCGUGCCUACUGGGGGUCUCCUCAGCGGUCCAGGCCUCACCACAGCAGUGUCCUCAGCAGGCGGCACAGCCCCCUCCUCCCAGACACACCGGCCCUUCCUGGGCACUUUCGCACCUGGCCCACAGUUUGCCUUGGGCCCCAUGUCCCUGCAGGCCAACCUAGGCUCGUCUGUGCUGCAGUCCUUGUUCAGCUCUGUGCCGGCUGCCGCUGGCCUAGUGCACGUCUCAUCAGCUGCAACAAGACUGACCAACUCGCAUGCCAUGGGCAGCUUUUCCUCUGGUGUGGCAGGCGGUGCAGUUGGAGGUAUCUUUAACCACGCGGUGCCUUCCUCCUCCACUCAUCCGUUUGGAACCAGUUUCGGCAGCGGGGCUGCUUGUCGCAGCACCACGCUGAGCUUAACCCCCAUGCAGGCGGUGGCCAGUACCCCCGCCUCUUCCUUUCAGGCCCUGUCCUCUGUGGAGACGAGGCAGCCCCCACCCCAGCCUCCUCUGCCCAUGAGUCGUCCCCCUGCGGGGCCACCAGCACACCACGAGCCCCCCCCUCCUAACGUCGCCUUGCCUCCUACUCCCGUGAUGCUCCCUGCUAACUCUGAGCCCGUGGUCCUACAGAAACUUGCGCCCCUCCCGUCUAACCAAGCUUUCUUACCUGCUUCCUCUGCUGCUUCUCUGCCUCCUGCUAACGCCUCUCUGUCCAUCAAGCUCGCCUCCCUCCCACACAAGGUCUCCCGCCCCUCUUUUAUGGUGCACCACCAGUCCCUGCCAGGGCUGGCCCUGGCCCAGGCCUCGCCCAUGAUCCCGCAGGCCAGCUCCACGGGGCCAUCCGCCAUGUGGGUUUCCCUUGGCAUGCCGCCUCCUUAUGCCGCGCGCCUUGCGGGGGUUAAGCCGCGAUAAAGACCUUGGUUAGCUAGCCGUUCUGUUCUGUAAGGUAACUAGGAUUUCUACCUCAACCUCGAGACCUGUGCAAGGACAGGUGGGCCAUGAGGCUGGUGGCCAACCAGAUGGCUGGACAGACCGAGGACAAGGCUCUGCUGUGAGUCCACGCUGCGCAGACCUGCGGGAGAUGCUGGGCCUGUCUCCAGCUUACUGUCGAUAGUUUUAGAUAAAGUAUUUAUCGUUUUUUAAAAAGUAUAAACAAUUUUGACUUAUUCCAUGGAAGUCAUAAAGACAACCUAUUAAGAAAUGUAAAUACUAUAUAUGAGAGGAUCUAUAUAAAGACAUCGACCCAACGGACUGGCCCGCCAGCGGAGAUGCCAAUAGCCGGGCCCGGUGCUAUCUCAUCGCCAGGCCUCGCCGUCUCCACGUUCUCUUGGUGCUGACUCGAGGUUGACCAACGCCAAAACCAGUCCUUGACGCGCCUGCCCUGUCAUCCCCACACUUUCCCAUACCAAAGGCACGCCUGUCUCCUGGUCGAGGGUGGUUCCCUUGGUUUUUAAUGCCCCUCGGAAAAGGCCCCCUCCCCCACCCCGUCACUGUGAAUGCUCCAGCCAGAUCGUCAGCCCUGGUCCCCGGGAUGGCACCUUUGGCAUAGGAAGGGCCAGUGGGUGGCCUCCAGAUGCUGCUCAAAGGAGGGCUGCUGUGAGUGGUGCUCGUGGGGCAGGUCUGGUACUUGACUCCAAUGUGGGGCUCUGGGGAGCAAGUGCUUUAUUUGUAUGUCUUGUACUGUCUUGGGCUUGUGCAGUCCGGGAGUGCUGGCCGGGUCAUGGGGCAGGUUAGCCGUGGGUGCCUGGUGUGUCUGUACAGAAAAGAGUCACGCUGACAAGUGACAGUAUUUUAUAUAGAUGUGAUGAAAAUUUAUAAAUUUCAUAGACUUGACUUCAUUUAUUUUUAGAUGGUAUUAAUGCACAGUAAACUUUAAAAAAAAAAAAGAAAAUUGAGGGGGAAAACCUUUUUAUUUAUUCAAGUGUACACAAGUGGCAUUGGCCUAGGGCCAGAGCGCUCCGCAUCCCCCUGGUCAGUCCAUGCUGCUGCUCCAUGGCCCUUCAGUCCCAUGACUGGGGUGACAACUGCCCUCACAUUGGAGCAGUCUCCAUGGUGCUUAGAGAAAAAUGCACCUCGGGUGAUCGAGGGCAAAGGCUGGCUUUGCAGGAAGGUAGGAGAGCUGUUUGGAUGCUUCCAGAGGUUGCCAAAAGGUUCUUGGGUUCCUCCAGCGCUGAAGUUGCAACGAGUCCUGGGUCUCUCGGUUGAGCAAUGUUUGUGCGUUGUCCCUGAAAGGGCGUUUCCAGAAGCCUUCAGUCCUCUUGAAGGGCAGUCAGCCAAAGGUCCCAGCUGGUAGGGGGACCUGGACCCUGAGAGUGGGGUGCUCCAGCCUGGGUGAGCUCAGUCAGAGCCCUGGCUGCUCUGGUGCUUGUCCCCAUGAUGUGGCACCACCAAGGAACAUGGGAACUCAAAGCCUCAAGCUCCCACUUUCCCCACCCUGGCCACUGCAGCCCAUUCCUCCAGAUGUGGUUGCCAGGGGCCCUCUGCCCGCCUGGGAGGGUUGCUAUGGCGGGCCUCACCUGGCCCGUCCCCCUCUUGAUUGAGGUCAGGGCUGGAGCUGGCCUUUUUGGGGGGUGGGCAUUUUGUGGAACACGGGCCCAAAAGGGUGCAGAGCAGGCUUGGCUGUUGACCUCAUUUCCUCAGGUGGGUCCUGGUAGAGCCCUGCCUCCUGCUUGCCCUGGGGUGGUGCCUGGCCCAGAAUAAUAGUUGAGGCUGAAGAUGGUGCUUGGACAGGUUUUCCUAACUGGCUGUCCUGUAACUGCUGCCCUGGCUCCCUUACCUCCAGGUCUGUGCUUUUGGCACACGAAGGUGCUGUGCUCACCCCGUAUCCCACAACCCCAUCCCCAGCACAGGGCAGCAGCACCCUUCUCCAUGUUGGGAACACAGGAAUCCCUAAAAAGCUGCAGGGUUAACAGUAGGAAAAGUCAGCAGGUGGCAAGUCCCUAGUCUGGAACCAACAGUCCUGUACUUAACACUGCAUCGCUUCAUGGUGACUGUACACCACUGUGUAGGACUUACUACUGAUGUGCCAUGUCUGUGCUCCCCACACAACCAAGUCUGCCCAAUAGGCAGAGCUGGGUUCUUCUGGUUAACACUGUGGUCUCCCUUCUGGGCCCAUCCCCCAGCCCUCCUGACUGUGAGAUCGAAUGGCCGCUGUUGGCAGCAAAGGCAGCUGCAGGGGGGAAGGCCAAAUGAACGACCCCGCUGCCACCGUGGGGAACAAGUUCUAGUCUCUGGGCAGAGAUCCGGUGCUGCUCUGACUGCGGGCAACUUCAGAGAAGCCCAGGGCUGUGAGGGCACUUUGCUCAGGAAAAUCUAAUUCAGAACACCCUCCCAGUCAGGAGGAGCCAGCCUUCCCUUCCAUUUCUGACUUGUGAUUAUUUAAGACACACUUGCCCCUUUAUUUAUCCGCACCGUCGCAGGAGACUUCAUUUCCCCACCACCCUGUCAUUCCCAUUUACAUGGUCCAUCCACGCCAGCUUGUGUGGCUUGUGUCUCGUGUGUCAAUGACCUUGACUGUUAUUCAGACUGGCCCUGCUUUGUCAUUCUGGUAGACCAUGUUUCAGUUGGGGUCGCUGGUGUGGCCCAUCCCUUCGGGUUGCUGGCUUGACCCUCUUUCCCUAAGGAAACCCCACUGCACUCUGAUUUCCAUCUCUAGACUGUAAUAAAAUGUUUGUUUUCACUUGAA